AUGGUUAACUCCAAGCAACACAGACAAGGCUGGUGUGAUGCCAAUGAUUCCAUCACCAUCAUCACUGCUGACAGUGGUAAGCUCCCAGUACCAAAAAUAGGAGGUACUGUCAGUUUACUCAGCCUAAGCCCAAUGACAAAACAAUGGGAACAAAUGACCUACAACAACUGCCUCCUAGUUCCUGGAUUGGUGACCAACCUCAUUGGUACCAAGACAGUCACACAAGCAAAGGGAAAGGUAACUUUCAAGGAUGAGCUAGUUACAGCCCAAGACUGUCAUGGCUGUGCCAUAGGAGUCCCAAUCAGCAGCAAUGGAUACCCAGCUGCUGGAAUGAUCCUUUGGGAUGAUAGUAUGCCCAAACCCAAAGUGUCACUGGCCUUCUCAGGAAUGUGGCAGAGGAAGACACAAUUGUGCAAAAAUGACACCAAAGCUAACCUCUGGCACUGUCACCUUUGCCACCCAGGAUACAACACCAACUUAUGCACCCAAUCUGCAACCAUUGCCCACAACAUACCCUUGGUGCAAGCAACACAACUCAAAGUACUAUGUGACACAUGCAUAUGCAGCAAGGCAGUGGCCAGAAUGGAACCACACCCCAGCAAUGUCAAGCACCCACUCAAACUCAUGUCUAUGGACAUUAUGGGACCACUGCAUGAGUGCCCCCAGUUUUCCUAUGUCCUCAUCAUUUAUGAUGCAUUCUCUGGGAUGAUAUGGGUUCAAGGACUACUCGAUAAGGCCCAUGCAACCACAGAGGCAUUGUACUGGCUCUCUGAGACUCAUCAACCCCCUCAAUGCCAAUCCACCAGCAUGACAAUGGGAUGUGACAUCAAAGAGAUCCAAGUUGACCAAGGCGAACUCUGGACAGCAUCCUUCCAAAACCUCUGCUUGUCAUCCAGCAUCAAGAUCACUGCCUCCCCAAUGCAACAGCACACUGAUAAUGCAUUUGCGGAGCGCGCUAUCCAAUGUUGGAAACUUAAGUCGUUUCGGUCCCAAUACUGGUGA
Molecule: messenger RNA, 1002 nt
Organism: Ustilago hordei
Lineage: Eukaryota; Fungi; Basidiomycota; Ustilaginomycetes; Ustilaginales; Ustilaginaceae
Exons: 1
Coding region: 1-1002 (333 amino acids)
Biological process (GO): DNA integration
Molecular function (GO): nucleic acid binding
Source: RefSeq, a predicted model, not a curated record